Trypanosoma rangeli is the source of this 1131-nucleotide messenger RNA. Its product is annotated as protein disulfide isomerase. Gene Ontology annotation, cellular component: endoplasmic reticulum. The coding region runs from base 1 to 1131 and encodes 376 amino acids. The transcript has a single exon. Lineage: Eukaryota; Euglenozoa; Kinetoplastea; Trypanosomatida; Trypanosomatidae. Gene Ontology annotation, molecular function: protein disulfide isomerase activity. The record is from RefSeq and is a predicted model, not a curated record. Gene Ontology annotation, biological process: protein folding.
AUGCGCCGUUUACCAUCACGUGUGACGUUUCUUUUGGCGGUGCUGUUCGCUCUCGCCGCGUUGGCGUCUGUCGCGCGCGCCGACGACCCCGCGGCCUCGCUGGAGGGUGUCGUGGAUCUCACCGCCACAAACUUCGACGAAAAGGUUGGGAAGGACCUCCCAGCCCUUGUGGAGUUCUACGCGCCGUGGUGCGGGCACUGCAAGAACAUGGUGCCGGAAAUGGGAAAACUCGGCCAGGCGGUGAAGGCGGCGAAGGACAAGGUGUUGGUGGGCAAAGUUGACGCCACGCAGCAUCGGGACAUUGCCGCCCGCUUCGAUGUCAGCGGGUACCCAACGAUUCUAUUUUUCCCUGCGGGAUCGCAGGUGCAGGAGAGCUACAAUGACCAGCGUGAGGCCUCGGCGUUUGUGUCGUUCCUCAACAACCGUGUUCAGGGCCUUAAUCUUGUUAUCCCCCGCGAGCGCGCGUACGCGACGGAGCUCGUAAAGGCAAACUUUGAUGCAGUUGCCAUGGACACGACAAAGGAUGCCCUGGUGAUGUUCUACGCGCCGUGGUGCGGGCACUGUAAGAAACUCCACCCCGUCUUUGAACGCCUCGCUAUGGUGUACAAGGAUGAAGCGGACGUCGUUAUUGGAAAAUUGAAUGCCGACGAUGAGGCGAAUGCUGCGGUGCGAAACCGCUACAAGAUCACAGGGUUUCCAACCCUCAUCUUCUUUCCGAAAGGGGAUAAAAGUAACCCACUAUACCACGAAGACGGCAGAAGUCUUGAAGAUUUGGUCACGUACGUCAAUGAGCACACCGGGAAGAAACGGCUUUCCUCUGGUGAGCUUGCCAAGGAAGUCGGCGUACACGCAGAGCUCUCACAACUGCUGCGGGAAAUGCUGUCAGAAAAAAAGAGCGCUGAUGAAAAGCAGCAGUAUCUUGAAAAGGUGAAGAAGGCGGCGGCCGACCUCUCUGGUGUGGAACGUGUGCAGUACCCUCGUAUCGCGGAGAGGAUUCUGCAGGGGGGCGCCGAGUACGUGGAGAAGGAACUGGCCCGCCUUGCGCGUAUGAAGCAGCAUGAUGUGAAGGGUGCAGCGCGCGACAUGCUCACAAUCCGCGCCAACAUUCUGGCCUCCCUUACGGAUGCGUAG